UGAGAGCGGCGAGGCGGCGGGUGUGAGCGAGAGCGGUGGCCGCCGUACGGGUCGCUUCGGUGCCGCUGUCCGCUGCGCUGCCUCCGCCCUCGCCGCGCGCCACCGCCUGCGGGACCCUGUGGAGCUCCCAGCGCCCCUCACGGGGCAGAGGAGUCGAGACUAGGGGAGCCGGCGCAGAGGGAGGAGCCGGGUCGGAGCUGCCGAGCCCAAGGCCCCCGGGCGUGGAGGUGGGGGGCUGAGGCCCCCGAGGGGGCCCCGCCGCGAUGGGCAACCUGGAGAGCGCCGAGGGGGGCCCGGGCGAGCCGCCUUCAGUCUCGCUGCUGCCGCCGCCCGGCAAGAUGCCGAUGCCUGAGCCCUGUGAACUGGAAGAGAGGUUCGCCCUGGUGCUGAGCUCCAUGAACCUGCCUCCUGACAAGGCCCGGCUCCUGCGGCAGUAUGACAAUGAGAAGAAGUGGGAUCUGAUCUGUGACCAGGAGCGGUUCCAGGUGAAGAAUCCUCCCCACACUUACAUCCAGAAACUCCAGAGCUUCUUGGACCCCAGCGUAACUCGGAAGAAGUUCAGGAGGAGAGUUCAGGAGUCAACCAAAGUACUGAGGGAGCUGGAGAUCUCACUUCGUACCAACCACAUUGGGUGGGUGCGAGAGUUUCUGAAUGAUGAGAACAAAGGCCUGGAUGUGCUGGUGGAUUACCUGUCCUUUGCCCAAUGUUCUGUCAUGUUUGACUUUGAGGGUCUGGAGAGUGGUGACGAUGGCGCAUUUGACAAGCUCCGGUCCUGGAGCAGGUCUAUCGAGGACCUGCAGCCACCCAGCGCCCUGUCAGCCCCCUUCACCAACAGCCUCGCUCGCUCUGCGCGCCAGUCUGUGCUCCGGUAUAGCACUCUCCCUGGGCGCAGGGCCCUGAAGAACUCCCGCCUGGUGAGCCAGAAGGAUGACGUCCACGUCUGUAUCCUCUGUCUCAGAGCCAUCAUGAACUAUCAGUACGGAUUCAACCUGGUCAUGUCCCACCCCCAUGCUGUCAAUGAGAUUGCACUCAGUCUCAACAACAAGAAUCCAAGGACCAAAGCCCUUGUCUUGGAGCUCUUGGCAGCCGUGUGUUUGGUGCGGGGAGGUCAUGAAAUCAUUCUUGCUGCCUUUGACAAUUUCAAAGAGGUAUGCAAGGAGCUGCACCGCUUUGAGAAGCUGAUGGAGUAUUUCCGGAAUGAGGAUAGCAACAUCGACUUCAUGGUGGCAUGCAUGCAGUUUAUCAACAUCGUGGUGCACUCAGUAGAGGAUAUGAACUUCCGGGUCCACCUGCAGUAUGAGUUUACCAAGCUGGGGCUGGAGGAGUUCCUGCAGAAGUCAAGACACACAGAGAGUGAGAAGCUGCAGGUGCAGAUCCAGGCAUACCUGGACAAUGUGUUUGAUGUGGGAGGUUUGUUGGAGGAUGCUGAGACCAAGAACGUGGCCCUGGAGAAGGUGGAGGAGCUGGAAGAACAUGUUUCCCAUCUCACGGAGAAGCUUCUGGACCUAGAGAACGAGAACAUGAUGCGUGUGGCAGAGCUAGAGAAGCAGCUGCUGCAGCGGGAAAAGGAACUAGAGAGCAUCAAGGAGACUUACGAGAACACGAGCCACCAGGUACACACCCUGAGGCGGCUCAUUAAAGAGAAGGAGGAGGCCUUCCAGCGCAGAUGCCACUUAGAGCCCGGGGCCCGGGGCCUGGAGUCAGUGGGCAGUGAGGCCCUGGCCCGGGUAGGCCCUGCAGAGCUGAGUGAGGGCAUGCUGCCCUCCGACCUGGACCUCCUGGCUCCAGCCCCACCACCCGAGGAGUCCCUGCCUCUGCCUCCACCGCCAGCUCCUCCCCUGCCCCCUCCACCACCCCCAUUACCAGACAAGUGUCCCCCAGCCCCACCUCUCCCUGGUGCUGCUCCCUCUGUGGUAUUGACAGUAGGCCUGUCAGCCAUUCGUAUCAAGAAACCUAUCAAGACCAAGUUCCGGCUGCCUGUCUUCAACUGGACAGCACUGAAACCCAACCAGAUCAGCGGCACUGUCUUCAGUGAACUUGAUGACGAGAAGAUCUUGGAGGAUCUGGACCUGGACAAAUUUGAAGAACUGUUCAAGACGAAAGCCCAGGGCCCUGCCCUUGAUCUCAUCUGCUCUAAGAACAAGACAGCGCAAAAGGCCGCCAGCAAGGUGACCCUGUUGGAAGCCAAUCGUGCCAAGAACCUAGCCAUCACCCUACGCAAGGCUGGCCGCUCGGCCGAGGAGAUCUGCAGGGCCAUCCACACGUUUGACCUACAGACCCUACCAGUGGACUUUGUGGAGUGCCUGAUGCGCUUCCUGCCCACAGAGGCUGAGGUGAAGCUUCUGAGGCAAUACGAGCGGGAGCGGCAGCCCCUGGAGGAGCUGGCGGCCGAGGACCGCUUCAUGCUGCUCUUCAGCAAGGUGGAGCGGCUAACCCAGAGGAUGGCUGGCAUGGCCUUCCUGGGCAACUUCCAAGACAACCUGCAGAUGCUCACGCCGCAACUCAAUGCCAUCAUUGCAGCCUCUGCCUCUGUCAAGUCCUCACAGAAGCUGAAGCAGAUGUUGGAGAUCAUACUUGCACUAGGGAACUACAUGAACAGCAGCAAGCGAGGAGCUGUGUACGGCUUCAAGCUCCAGAGCUUGGAUCUGCUGCUGGAUACCAAGUCCACUGACAGGAAGAUGACACUGCUGCAUUUCAUCGCAUUGACGGUGAAGGAGAAGUACCCAGACCUGGCCAACUUCUGGCAUGAGCUACACUUUGUGGAGAAGGCUGCAGCAGUGUCCCUGGAGAAUGUGCUGCUAGAUGUGAAGGAGCUGGGCCGUGGCAUGGAGCUGAUUCGGCGGGAGUGCAGCAUACAUGACAACAGUGUCCUUCGGAACUUCCUCAGCACCAACGAAGGCAAACUGGACAAGCUCCAGCGUGAUGCCAAGACGGCUGAGGAGGCCUACAAUGCAGUUGUGCGCUACUUCGGUGAGAGUCCCAAGACCACACCCCCUUCUGUAUUCUUCCCGGUAUUUGUCCGAUUCAUUCGUUCUUACAAGGAAGCAGAACAAGAGAACGAAGCUAGAAAGAAGCAGGAGGAGGUAAUGCGGGAGAAGCAGCUGGCUCAGGAAGCCAAGAAACUGGAUGCCAAGACCCCCUCCCAGCGGAACAAGUGGCAACAGCAGGAGCUAAUUGCAGAGUUGAGGAGGCGCCAGGCCAAGGAGCAUCGGCCUGUUUACGAAGGGAAGGACGGUACCAUUGAAGACAUCAUUACAGGCCUCCACCGCCAGCCCAUUGUCGUUCGCCACCAAGCCAGGAGUGCCGCACCACCCAACGGCCCCCCUCGGGCUCCAGGCCCCCACUAAGGCCCUCUUGGUGGCAGAAGCACUUCAACUCCCAGAGUCCUGCAAGUCCAACCCGUGGACCUGGAGCCCUGGAAUUGGCUGAGGGUGCAGCAGAGAGCUAUGCUGCUUUCAACCCAGCGUCUACCCCAGCGCUCAGAGCUGCGCGUGCCUGAUGUCAGGGGCACUGGGCCUGACACUCCCCUGGUGCCUCUAGUACUGCACUUUGCCCCCAGGGUCUUCUUUUCCUAAAAGGUCACCAAUGGUCAGCGCAGGGCUGGGAAAAAUCAUUUCCAGCCUUAGCCGAUACAGGGGCCCCUAGGCCCUCUAUCACUAGGCCAGAAGGACAAAAGGAGAAAGCGACUAUUCCUUCUGUUUUUCCCCUUCCAUUUUGCAGCUCUGUGGUCAGCUGUGGUCUGGAAGUAUCCACACUUAGGGAGCUCCAGUACCCUUCCAGUCACAGAUCAUAUUUUACCAGGAGCAAGGCCCACCUAAGCCUGGGCCCCACCCAGCUGUGCCCCGGUGAUAAGGGUAGAGGAGAGAUGCCAUGCCACGCUUACUGCCCUUGGCCCUUUCCACUCUAGGCUGACUCUGUUCUUGUCGAGGUGGGCAGAAGGGUAGAGGUUUUCCCAGCCCCAACCCCAGGAUAGCUAGAGAAAGGGUGUGAUAUCAGCAUCCUCACUUCCUUUCCACAGCAAGGGUUUUUUUUUGUUUUUUGGGUUGUUUUUUUUUUUUUUUUUUGUUUUUUUUUUUUUUGGCAGGGGACAGGGGGCAUGGUGGUCUUAGCUAUUUUCUCAGUCUCCUGCCAGUUUCUUCUCAGCCCCUGGAGGGGAAUACAGGGAGCCACUUCUUUUUGUACAUGUACCACCUCCCUUCUCCCGUGUACAUAAAUCCCAGACCUUCUUUCUCAACAAAGGCUUGAAGCACCA
Molecule: messenger RNA, 4252 nt
Organism: Lynx canadensis (Canada lynx)
Lineage: Eukaryota; Metazoa; Chordata; Mammalia; Carnivora; Felidae
Gene: FMNL3
Product: formin like 3
Exons: 26
Coding region: 264-3347 (1027 amino acids)
Biological process (GO): cortical actin cytoskeleton organization; cell migration; regulation of cell shape
Cellular component (GO): cytosol
Molecular function (GO): actin filament binding; small GTPase binding
Source: RefSeq, a predicted model, not a curated record